AGCUCGUCAUUUGCGUAUCAAAAACAAACAAACCAAACGACAACUCGUACCAAGUACAACUCACUUCCAACAGUUGGAAGCCAUGUAAUCCUUAGCAUGGACAUUAUCCGCUUUGCGGAUCAAGGUAUCACAUCAAUUGUAAUAACUUGAAAAAUUAUCGAAAAUGGCACCACCAUCAGCAUUGUUCGCCGAGGAAACAUCUCCCAUCGAUGGAGUUCAAUUGAAAUCAGCAUUCGACGUUAAAGUCGAAUCUUCGCAGGCAGCCACUCAAGGCAAGACACUUGCUGACCUUGCUGAGAAGUGGGACCAGGGAUUUACAUUUGCUCCUAUUCGUGAAUCUCAAGUCUCGCGUGCAAUGACCCGCCGCUACUUCAAUGAUCUCGAUACAUAUGCUGAGUCUGAUAUCGUCAUCGUUGGUGCUGGCUCCUGUGGUCUCAGUACCGCCUAUAUGCUAGGCAAGGCUCGCCCUGAUCUCAAGAUUGCCAUCAUUGAGGCUUCUGUUUCUCCAGGUGGAGGAGCAUGGUUGGGUGGACAACUCUUCAGUGCUAUGGUUAUGCGAAAGCCCGCUGAUGCCUUCUUGACCGACCUUGGUGUUCCGUAUGAAGAUGAGGGAGACUUUGUUGUGGUCAAGCAUGCUGCUUUAUUCACAUCAACUCUCCUGUCCAAAGUUCUUACAUUCCCUAACAUCAAACUGUUCAAUGCGACCGCCGUUGAGGAUCUCAUUACACGUCAAACCACUGACGGCAACAUUAGAGUCGCAGGAGUGGUGACAAAUUGGACACUUGUCACAAUGCAUCAUGAUGACCAGAGUUGCAUGGAUCCAAACACAAUCAAUGCUCCUGUCGUCAUCUCUACCACUGGGCAUGAUGGUCCGUUUGGCGCGUUCUGUGUCAAGCGUUUGGUUUCAAUGAAUCAAAUCAAGGAACUCGGUGGUAUGAGAGGACUUGAUAUGAAUGUCGCUGAAGAUGCUAUCGUCAAAAGAACUAGGGAAAUUGUUCCAGGCUUGAUUGUCGGAGGCAUGGAAUUGUCAGAGGUCGAUGGUGCAAACCGCAUGGGUCCCACGUUUGGUGCCAUGGCACUUUCUGGGGUGAAAGCCGCUGAGGAAGCUUUGAGAAUCUUCGAUGAACGCAAGGCACAAAAUGCGUACUAGGCGUAAGCAUUAUGCAUGUUAAGGAGCAGCACGUAACUCGGUCGAUACACGGAGACUAUCAAGGUGCAUAAUAUGAAAGCAAUAGCAAUAAGAAAAUGAUAGUUGCUUUGAAUUCUUCGAAUUACAUUUCAAAAGUGUGUCUGCGAUAAGAUUUUCUACGUUCAGGUUUCGAGGUCUCAAGGUUAUU
Molecule: messenger RNA, 1337 nt
Organism: Botrytis byssoidea
Lineage: Eukaryota; Fungi; Ascomycota; Leotiomycetes; Helotiales; Sclerotiniaceae
Exons: 6
Coding region: 164-1150 (328 amino acids)
Biological process (GO): thiamine biosynthetic process
Source: RefSeq, a predicted model, not a curated record